GCUGUGCAUAUGGCUCGUUCUCUCUCAAUUCUAUCCUUGCUAGCGCUAUGGCUCUUAGCGUCGACUUCGUUGUCUCGUCCCAAUACCGAAGAAACCGGAGGACAUGUCUUACAUCUGCCUAUCCGUCGGCAAUGCCCAACGCUCUAAGAAAAGGAGUGGACAAGCCUCUCGUGUCGGCCUCGGAGACGUUUUGGAUAUGUGAGUACUCAUGUGUAUGCGCAGGGUAGCGUCCAUAACACCCACUAGCACUUACAAUGUCUUGGUGCAAGUCGGGGAAACCUUCGUGCCUCUCUUGCUUGAUACCGGCUCCGCUGACCUUUGGGUUGUCACGGACCAGUGUGGCGACAGCUGCGUACAAGCCAAUGUUCCGCUCUAUCCGCACGCCGACCUCACUCCGGCUGGUCAAGACGUACAAUUGCUCUAUGGUGACUCGCGUACCGGGACUCAUGCCACUGGGCCCAUAGGUACAGCUACUGUCGGCGUAGCUGGAAUGUCUAUACCAGAUCAAUACUUUGCUGCUAUCGUCGACACAAACACUACCGUACUGCAAACUGGGUCUUCUGGAAUACUUGGUCUGGGGUUCCCUCCUAUCAGUGUCAUAUGGCGCCAGCUUCUCUCGUCCAACACGACUAGGGUCAUCCCUCCUAUAUACAAGCGCUGGGUAGCCGUUCCUGAAGACAGCCCCGCUCGCCAGGACCACAGCUCAUCGUCCGCGGACUCGACAGGGCGCGCUGAUCACACCUCUGGUAGUCAAAAAAGUCGAGUUACAACACAGCAAUCCUUUGCAUCUCCUGCAGAUUCGUUCUCUACCCUCGGCUCUUUUUUCACUCGGCUCGUGACUUGGGAAAUUCUCUCCCGUCCCCUCGUGGUGACUAGUCUACAGCGCGACACGUUCUCCCUUAGCGAAACCACUGGCACACUCUCUCUGGGCGGUCUUCCUUUCGGCUUGACAGAUGAGGAUCUGACUUGGGUGCCGGUCCGCAGCUAUUCGCCGAGUCAAGGAGGUCUACCUCCACCUCCAGACGCGCCUAACGAGGUCUAUCCACUGGUAUGGGAGAUCCCUGUGGAUGACGUGUACUUGGACGGCACGAAGCUACCUCGUUCGAUGUUAUCUCCAGCCUCGAUCUCGCUUUCGGCCUUAAUUGACACAGGCAACUCGUUGAUCCGCGGUCCGCAAGACGUUGUUGAACAAAUCAUCUCCAUCCUUGGCAACACGUUCGACUGUUCGAUACCGCAUACUCUGUCGUUCGAGAUUGGGGGCAUCCGCUUCCCUGUCGACCCGCGCGACUUUGCACAUCCAAGGAAAUCUCACCAUAAUAGUGGUUAUCCAGCUUUACACGCGCGAUGUAGGCCAGCUCUGGUGUCAACCGACCCUCCUAGCAGCGAUGGUUUCUCGUACAGCUGGAGCCUCGGUGACCCGUUCCUGAAGUCAACGCUGGUCGCGUUCUACUAUGGGAACAUGACGCGUCCUUCUGUCGAUCCCCCACGUGUCGGACUGAGGUCUACAGUGCCCUCAAACGCUGGUGCUGAGCUCGAAGAAGCCGUCUCCGCCGCACUAUUUCGCGGUGGAAUCUUCCCCGCAACAUCUCAAGCCGCGCCGGACGCUACACCCCUCCAAAUGCAGAGCAUGUCGCCAUCGGCGGAUAUGGUCCCGGAAGAGACUCAAAGUAUGCCGUACGAUGUGAAUGCAUGGAGUUUUUCCCAGGAUAACAGCGCAUACAAACAGCUCCCGCCCGACGAAAUUCAAGAAUGGUGCCUGUCCAGAACCGCCGAGUAUCAGACCCAUAUAUUCUUCAUCCGUAAACAUCUCGCUCCGGCUGCUUACGAUGCGGUCUGCGAAAUCAAGAGCAAGAUACGCGGGCUUCGCCACGAGUACAACAGUGCCGCGCCGAUACACCGAUACCUUCCUCCCGAGCUACUCAUGGAGAUCUUCGCAUACAUCCACCCUGCCAUGACGCACCGCCGUAGCUUGCGCGUCUUACGUGUCUGUAGGUAUUGGCGUAACCUGAUCGUCAAGACACCUCAGUUCUGGGCUAAUCUCUUGAGCUUUCCGCUCACUGCAUCUUCAUGGUCUCCCCUGUGGCACAUGGAUCGUUUCAACGUGGAGCUUGCGCGAUCGGCACCUCAGAGCCUUACUCUCUCCCUCGAUCACUGCAACGCUCUGACAGUCAGUACUUUGACAAUAUAUGCUGAUCGUAUCUCCUCUCUGGCGUUGGCGUUCCAUGUAUUGGAACUUGAGAACGUCACACGACUCCUGCAGCGGCAUAUGCCCCGUCUGAGACACCUUUCUAUCCGCAAAUGUUACCAGAUCGGCAACAGACCUACCUUGACCUUGACUUUUCCCCAUUACCCCAGUCUUCACAGCCUCCAGCUCGAGCGUUCGCAUUUCUAUCCUCCGCUCGCCCCGCAUACGUCGCUGCGCCACCUAAAACUCAAGUUUGCGACGGUCCAUUCUUUGCCCACCACAUCCAACUUUGUCUCCUCUAUGCGCUCUAUCCACGAUGCUCUGGCGAACUUCCCAAACCUGGAGACCCUCUGCACCGCCUUCAGCUUAUCGGAGUAUGGCGGUCGAGGCUUCUUUAAUGAACCGGCACCAGAGUUGACGAGGAUUGUUCGCCUCCCACUGCUCCGCCACCUCGAGAUACAGGACAUGUCUGCCCAUAUCAACAUGUUUCUACGCCACCUGGACUUUCCUUCGACGACUUCGCUUGUGCUCGAGCCCGCCUACAAGUUCACUCGAGGGCCGAUGAUGGUCCCAGUCCCUCCCGGCAUCAACAACGCAUCUCAUGCACAACGUGCCGAGAUGAGCCUCUCCCUUUGCGUCUGGCCGUUCGACGGGUCCGCUCGCUGGGAAACACAUGGCGACGGCGUUCGCCCCGUGUCCGUCACGCUUUCUAUGGCAGCACGUCGCCUCGACAUCGUCUCCACCUUUACGAGCGAGCUCGUGAACGCGCUGGCGCCAGCCGGCGGGCUCACUUCGUUGACCGCUGAGGGCACAUGGGGUCAUGCAAAGGAGUACUGGACGACUCUUAUACCCCGCCUACCGCGGCUCCGGCAUCUUACCUGUGUCGCAAGCACGACUACGAGGGACGUGGUGCCUCUCCUAGGGAAGCCUCAGACAAAUGGCGAGUUCCUUUGCCCGAACCUGACGCACCUGACAGUCGCAUGGACGCUCCCUUACGACGUCAGUGUGGGGUCGGGAUUGGCCACUCAGCUCAUGCCGUCAGACGCUGCAGUGGUCGAAAGCAGGGAAGGCGGUGUUGAUGACGAUCGUGGAAUGACGGCUUCGCAGGACUCGCUUUGUGGCAUGCUCCGAACCUGUCUCACCGAGAGGGCGGGUCACUGCGGUCCGAUUCAGAAGCUUUCUGUCGCCUUCGGGGGGUCCUGUGGCAUUUAUGAAGCCGUGCUGCAGCCACGGGAGCUUCAUUCGUUUGAACAGCGACUGCGCGACACUCUGGGGAUGUUCCUCCCUGAGAUCGCUGUAAUGAACGAGGAGCUGGCGCUCACGGUCUUCUGGAUCGGUCUUGAACAGAGCGCGACGGAGCUUUCCUCUUCUUACCUUCAGAACAUCGUCUCUAUCACGAUCUCCAUCGAGUUCUCCGAUGUCACUCUUCUUAAUCAGCUGCUCACCGACGAAAGGCUCUCAUGA
Molecule: messenger RNA, 3649 nt
Organism: Dichomitus squalens LYAD-421 SS1
Lineage: Eukaryota; Fungi; Basidiomycota; Agaricomycetes; Polyporales; Polyporaceae
Product: acid protease
Exons: 7
Coding region: 209-3649 (1146 amino acids)
Biological process (GO): proteolysis
Molecular function (GO): protein binding; aspartic-type endopeptidase activity
Source: RefSeq, a predicted model, not a curated record